Messenger RNA from Eriocheir sinensis (Chinese mitten crab), 685 nucleotides. RefSeq names its product netrin receptor DCC-like. Gene Ontology annotation, biological process: cytokine-mediated signaling pathway. The record is from RefSeq and is a predicted model, not a curated record. The coding region runs from base 39 to 452 and encodes 137 amino acids. Gene Ontology annotation, cellular component: signaling receptor complex; external side of plasma membrane. Gene Ontology annotation, molecular function: cytokine binding; cytokine receptor activity. Lineage: Eukaryota; Metazoa; Arthropoda; Malacostraca; Decapoda; Varunidae. The transcript is spliced from 3 exons.
CGCCCGUACUGGCCAAAACGCCCAUCACGGGAUACACCAUGUUCUAUACGCAGUUUUCUCCUCAGGUUGGGUCAGCAGAAGAACACGAAGUAAAGGUCACUGGUACGUCACAUGACCUCCAAGGCCUGGACCAGUUCACUGAGCACAGCGUGUGGCUCACCGCCGUCAACAGUAAUGGCGGGGGAGACGCCACCCCGGAGGUCACUGCCAGAACCUUCUCAGACGUGCCCUCAAAGGAGCCUCAGAAUGUGAGCGUUGAGGCUGCCAGCUCAAGGAGCCUCAUCAUCUGCUGGGAGCCUCCGCUGGCCGAGCACCAGAAUGGGAUCAUCACCAGCUGCAAGAUCCGCUACAAAGAGCGCGGCGAGUCAGGUUCCUCCAAGACCAAAGCCACAGACGGAAACAGACGACUCUUUGCCCUCAAGAAAAGCACCACAUACUCCAUAAAGGUUUAACCCGUCUGCUGCGAUUGGCACAGAUUUCACAUUCACUGGUAGCCUGAUAACAUACAGUCCCUGGUCUUUCUCUGCCUCUGUGGUGGAUAAUGGAGUGUUUCCCAUGUGGUAUUGGUGUGCUGGAUAUCUCUUCACUGGUAGCCUGAUAACAUACAGUCCCUGGUCUUUCUCUGCCUCUAUGGUGGAUAGUGGAGUGUUUCCCAUGUGGUAUUGGUGUGCUGGAUAUCCCCUCC